GGCCCCGCCCGGCACAACCCGGCCCCGCCCGGCACAACCCGGCCCCGCCCGGCACAACCCGGCCCCGCCCAACACACACACACACACACACUGCCCGGGGAUGCUGCAGCCGCCGCAUUGCUGCUGAAGGGGAGACUGUGACUGUGACUGUGAGACGGGCGAUGAUUUAACAGGCGACGCAUCUGCAGGGGAGUGGUCAGUCGGUGGGCAGGAUGACCAGUCAGGGCAGCCAGGAGGUGAUAUUGGUGCCACCAGCUCCCAGCUCCACCAGGAAGGAGGGCUACUUUGAGCAGGUGGAGAGUGACCCGGAAUAUCAGAGGCUGCGGAACAUGGCACCCACGCUGAGGCAGGACUUCAACCUGAUGGAGCAGAAGAAGAGAGUGACCAUGAUCUUACAGAGCCCGGCGUUCCGAGAUGAAUUGGAAUGUUUGAUUCAGGAGCAGAUGAAGAAAGGGAGUGACUCGAGCAAACUGUGGGCUCUGCAGCAGAUUGUGGACUUCAUGAGGAGCACUCCGAUGGCCAUUCCCACCUCACCACCAGGGGUGAUGAUGGUUGCACCAAUCAAUGACCUUCAUGCCACGGGGUUGAUGCCCUUUGCCAAGGGGGAGAGGAUGAUGCGCUGCAAGGUGGCCAGUGUUCACCGUGUACUGGACCUGUUUGGCUGGGCCCAGCUGCCCAAUACUUACAUCACGCUCCGGGUCAGUAAGGAACACGAUCAUUUCCUCAUCAUUCCCAGAGGAAUCUCGUAUGGAGAAGUGUCCGGCUCUCUCCUGGUGAAGGUCAACAUUCUGGGGGAGGUGGUGAGUCGGGGCAGCUCAGGUUUCCCCGUGGACUGUGCCGGCUUCAGCCUGCACUCGGCGAUCUACUCGGCCCGCCCGGAUGUCCGCUGCAUCAUUCACCUUCACACUCCGGCCACGGCCGCGGUUUCAGCCAUGAAGUGUGGCAUUUUGCCGUUAUCCCACGAGGCGUUGCUGGUUGGCGAUGUUGCUUACUAUGAAUAUAAUGGAGCUCUGGAGACUGAGGAUGAAAGGAUCCAACUACAGAAGUGCCUAGGACCCACCUGCAAGGUCCUGCUGCUACGGAAUCACGGCGUGUUGGCUCUCGGUGAAACUGUGGAAGAGGCUUUCUACAAAAUUUACCACCUUCAAUCCGCCUGUGAAAUACAGGUUUCGUCGCUGUCCUGUGCCGGCGGUGUGGACAACGUGAUUCUGCUGGACCGUGACACGGUGAAACCGCUGGAGAUCGGCACGGUGGGACGGGCUGGGACCACCUUCGGACCGAUGCACAAGAGCAGAGUCGGGGAGCAGGAGUUUGAGGCACUGAUGAGGAUGCUGGACAACUUGGGUUACCGGACGGGUUAUGCCUACAGGCACCCGGUGAUCCAGGAGAGGAUUCGGCACAAGAGCGGCGUUGAGAUCCCGGCCACUGUCACCGCAUUCAGCUUUGACGGCGACGUCUUAUUGCAGCCGGCGCACUGGCGUCACGGUCACAAGCAGCAGCAGGAGAAAAGCCGCUGGCUCAACUCGCCCAACACAUACCUGCGGCUCAGCAGUGACCAGGAGUCUCAGCGGGGGCCAGGCAGCCCCAGGCCCAGCACCGCGUGGCUGAAGACUGACGAGGCCAAGAAAUCCAGCAGCGGGACUCCAAUCAAGAUCGAAACGUCCAACCAGUUUGUGCCUCUGUUCACAGACCCGCGUGAAGUCUUGGAAACCAGGAACAAGAUCCGGGAACAGAAUCGGCAGGAGACGGCGUCGGCCGGACCACAGUCACAGCUGCUGGCCGCGGUCACCAUCGCCAGGAGCCGCAGCCCGUCUGCAGAAGCCGUGCUGCUGCCCGUCGCCGUGGAUGGGCCCGGGCCGGAUCCUCCCAACCCUUUCAAUGAGCUGACGGACCAGGAGCUGGAGGAGUACAGGCGGGAGGUGGAGCGCAAACAACAGGCGCUGGACGGUGGGGACGAGGAGGACACGUCUGCCGGCAUCUCUCCGCUAAAGACCCCACUCACCUCUCCCGCAAAAUCGCCCACUUCCCCCGCCGCCACAGAACCCAAUCCAGCUGAAGGUGUGAAGGAGGUGGCGGAGCGAGAGCUGGGGGCCAGGGAGGAGGAGGAGGAGGACCAGCCUGUGGAGGGAGUGAGGACCAACGUGGAGAACGGCACUGAACCACCCGUUAAACCAGCUAAGGACAAGACCGAGCCUCCAGCAAGUACCCCUCUCUCCCCCGAUGGCUCUCCUUCCAAGUCUCCGUCCAAAAAGAAGAAGAAAUUCCGAACCCCGUCCUUCUUGAAAAAGAGUAAAAAGAAAGAGAAAACGGAGUCGUGAAAUGGGAAUAGAAGGAUAUAAAUGUAAACAAGGUGACUGAGCCGGGAGCCAAGCCACGUACCAGCUGUCACCAUGGACAGUACCAAUACUUGUCAUGUUUGCACUAACCACAGUGAGCACCCACCCACACAGACAGACAGACAGCCUGAUUCUCACUGCUCCACUGGUCUCAGGCAUUUUACACCUGCAUUAUGUUCAUGAGUCCCGCACCCUCCCGUUUUAAAUUGGUUCCUGGUUUAGUUAGUUUCGGCGAACAGACGUGCAGCUCUGUGAGCGUCGGUGUCCACAUGAACCAUUCCAGGUGUGUGUGUGUGCGCGUGUGUGUGUGUACGUGUGUGUGCGCGUGUGUGUGUAUGUGUGUGCGUGUAUGUGUGUGCGCGUAUUUGUGUGUAUACGUGUGAGUGUGUGUGCCGCACAGCGGACCGGGCUAGGCGCUGGUUCGAUGCCCUCAAUGGCAGCAGUAGUGGGCACGGUGGGCCAGGCAUGGAGCAGAGGGGAGCCACUGUAUCACGUGUGUAAUGUCUAAUCUCUAUGCUGAGCAGAGGGAGGGAGGGAUGGAGGGGUAUUCACCUUUAGCUGGUACUACAGAGGCUGACACACUGCCAGAUCUCCAUUGUAGGAAAGCCUCGUGUGUUGUUAUUAUUGUCACGUGUACCGAGGUACAGUAAAAAGCGGAAAGACUACGUGACUAAACGUUUAAGAAGGAACUGCAGAUGCUGGAAAAUCGAAGGUAGACAAAAAUGCUGGAGAAACUCAGUGGGUGAGGCAGCAUCUAUGGACCGAAGGAAAUAGGCAACGUUUCGGGCCGAAACCCUUCUUCAGACUCUGUCAUGCCUGAAGAAGGGUCUCCACCCGAAACGUCACCUAUCCAUGUUCUCCCCAGAUGCUGCCUGACCCGCUGAGUUACUCCAGCACUCUGUGAAACGUCACCUAUCCAUGUUCUCCACAGAUGCUGCCUGACCCGCUGAGUUACUCCAGCACUCUCUGUCCAAAGUAGUGACCAUUAUAAAUACUCGCCUGAGUGAUCCCCCACUUGCUGAACAGGGGGACAGGGCAAGUUCAGGGUCAGUGUGCGUGGGAGAGUUAAUAAAAUAUCAACUCACUCACAUCACCAGUGUUCUAUCUCCUGCCUUUUAGAAUGUCUUACAUUACAGAGUUUGUACGUUCCUCCUGUGACCACGUGGGUUUUCACCAAGUGCUCUGGUUUCCUCCCACACUCCAAAGUCGUGCAGGUUUAUUGGUUAAUUGGCUUCUGUAAACUGUCCCUAGUGUGUAGGAUAGUGCUAGUGUAUGGGGUGAUCGCUGGCUGGCACAGACCCAAUGGGCCAAAGGGCCUGUUUCCAAGUUGUGUCUCUAGUCUAAAGCAAACAACUAUAUGUGUACCCACACCUUGUUUCAAAAUAAUCACCGCUUGCUCCAAUCCAACCUGAAGCUGAAACCCGUCAUCUCAUCACCACAUUCCAGUCUCUCCUCACCUCUGCCUUGGGCUCUCCCAUCCUUGAUGAAGCGUCUGGGGGAGAGAGUCGUUGCCAGUGGCAUGAUGGCCCCAUGGCACAGUGAGGGCAGGGGUGCGCUGGUGUGGGGGGGUUUGGGUCUGUAUCCAAUUGCUGCAGUGUCCAUGUGUACUCAGUCUACUCUGUGCUACACCAGUCUACCCAGUCUACACCAGCCCAGUCUACCCCGUCUACACCAGUCUACAUCGUUUACAUGAGGGUCCAUCUCAUGCCAGAUGGAUCAAGCCCCUCCGCAAGGUAGUGGCUGGCAGUGGAAGGAAGUCUAUCUGGGGUGCUGGCUGGUUUUAUCGGAAAUAAACUCCAGAGAUGAUGUUGUGAUCAGAGUUUUGUGGGAGAUUCUGAUGCUCGGUUUCCACCACAAAGGUGACGACAGUGCUGGCGGUCAAGUGUUUUAGAAUGUUGUGUGGAUGUGGGGACAGGAAUGUGCGUUCCUCCCUUGCUCGAGAGGAGCCAUGCAGUGCCACAUCUUGUGUUCACUCAGUGUGAAGUGGCUGAAAGCUGGAGAACCACAGCUGGGGAUAGCCUGGCUCCUCGUGCUUCUUGAGUUUAUAACCUGAGACCCACAUUGUCCACACGCCCCCUCCACACACACGACCGUGGUCUAAUCAGCUUUGUGGAGGAGUGCUGUCAUCACCAAUGCACUGCACAAAUGGUUUUGCAAUGACACUGAGGAUUUUGACAGCUCUGCUCCAUGGGACGGGUUGUGUGAGUUAGUCCCUCUCUGUGAAUGGCAAUUCCUAGAUCCAGCCCUGGUUCAAACCUCCCUCUCUUGUCCGCUCUGACCCUUGCCUUGUACCUUAAAAUGAUUCCACAAGUUCCUUUCCAAAGCGACUGUUCCCCAUAUGAGUACAGAGGGAAGUCUGCCCGGAUUAUAUCCAAAUGCUUCUCAUUAUGUCUUAGAUGAGCCUUUUCAUGCUGGACACCUCCCAUUCUACAGGGGAAAAAAAACAAAUUUGAGAUUAACACAAAAUGAAAACCAAAUAUUAAAGACUAAGGUCAUUGAUGUUUCUGCCUUCGCUGUUUAAUAAACCAUUGAUUCCCACUUCCACUGGUUGUGACCAUAGCACUUAAACUGAAGGAUAUAUUGUCCCAGGACUUAAUGCAUCCCUUGUGCUUGUGUCUGGAGUGUUGUCCGUGACAGUCUUUGCUGAGCGCCAUAAUCCAAUGUGAUGUACAUGGCUUGAUGUCGAUAUAUACCAGAUAAAGAAGUGUUGGUGCAUUGCAUUUGGUGCCUCACUGUGAUCUGGCUACCUGUAAAUACUCAUCUGUCUCUGCUCGAUGUGGGCCUGGGUCUUUGUAUUCUGCAAUCCGCACUGUAAUUAAAAUGAACCUUGAACUGCCGUGAA
Messenger RNA from Leucoraja erinaceus (little skate), 5178 nucleotides. It is a transcript of the gene add2, whose product is annotated as adducin 2 (beta). Gene Ontology annotation, biological process: barbed-end actin filament capping. Gene Ontology annotation, cellular component: cytoskeleton; plasma membrane; postsynaptic density. NCBI's taxonomy places the organism in Eukaryota, Metazoa, Chordata, Chondrichthyes, Rajiformes, Rajidae. Gene Ontology annotation, molecular function: actin filament binding. The record is from RefSeq and is a predicted model, not a curated record. Bases 213 to 2318 code for a protein of 701 amino acids. The transcript is spliced from 15 exons.